AAAAAACGGUAUUUUAAUUUCUAGGAAUGUGUACAAGUACCAAACUUUUCUUCGUAAAGCUAUAUGAAUAUUCUUAAUUUUAUAUUUUCUUUAAUCCCUGUAUAUAACUAUCGAAAAAUGUAGAGAAAAUAUAUUUACAAAAUUACGAAAAUAAACGAAUUAAACCGUUCGAGCUUGUAUAAGUGAAAAGUUAAUAUGAGUGCUGUGCAAAUAUUUUUUCUAUUCCUUUGUUCGCGUAUUGUGGCACAGUAGUCAUUCCCCGGGUUUAUUCGAUCUCUACCUAUCUACACUCUAGUAUAAAUCAAAGUGAAUUAUAGUAAAUUAGUGGUGAAUUUAUUCUUUAUAUUCGCCGGUAUGUCUUUUGAACAUCGUUCUAUGAAGAUACUAAUCGAAGAUAAGCUUUCUCCAGUAAAUUGUAGAAGAUUGUAAUGUUCAGACUGAGCAUGUUAAUCAGUUGCAUUUUCAUGACAAACAGUGCUAUGGAAGAUAAGAAUUUAGCGUCAAACCUUGUGGAUUCAACAUCGGAUUUGACAGAUUUUGACAAAUAUGCUGUCACUUGUUAUAUAUGCGUGAACGUCUCCGACAAUCUAGUUUGUAAUCAGUUCGCUAUAGAUAGACCUUGUAAACCUGGAGAAACAUUCUGUCACACUCUACACAUAAUGGAUUCAAAAGGAACGAGCGUUCUCGUAAACAAAAAGUGCACAACCGAGAAAGAAUGCCAAAGAAAUAAAGUUGGUUGUGUGGAAAUCGACGCCCAAAUGAUGUGUGUGUCCUGUUGCGAUCAGAACUACUGCAAUGUCAAUGUGCCAAGUAAUUCUUCUACGGCUGUCUUCGACGACAAAAUAUCAAAAAUGCGAAUGUUGGCAAAGAAUCUCUUCAGAGAAAGAGAAAAGGCCCUAACGACUACAAUCAAAGAGUCUAAGGCUAAUCAAAUUUACGGCUGGAAAAACUCAUUUUAUUACCUUUAUCUUUUGUUCAUGUUAAUAGUUGAUACUUAGUAGAUUUUAUAAUGAACGCGCUUUGUUUUGCAGAGAAAUUAUUGCUUCGUAUUUUGUAAAUAUUCUGCUUUUUGCUCAAUUAUAAAUAUAUUAUGAAACCA
Messenger RNA from Diorhabda carinulata, 1099 nucleotides. Its product is annotated as ly6/PLAUR domain-containing protein 6B-like. Gene Ontology annotation, molecular function: acetylcholine receptor regulator activity. The record is from RefSeq and is a predicted model, not a curated record. Bases 429 to 998 code for a protein of 189 amino acids. Lineage: Eukaryota; Metazoa; Arthropoda; Insecta; Coleoptera; Chrysomelidae. The transcript has 5 exons.